AUGGCUACUCUUACUACUUACCCGGAUGGUACCCCGCGACACGUCGUCCGCGUCGCUGUCUUCAUCCCCGUGGAAUGCCAGCUUCUCGACGCGGCGACCAUCGAUAUCAUCGGUUCCAUGGGCUAUGAAUGGCGAAGGAAGCUCUAUGUAGAAGCGACUAACCCACCACCCCCGUCCCCAGACAUGGACACAUUCCGGCACCUCCUGCCGACGGUCCUCAUCGACCUGGCGCCGCGCGUCGAGAUCCACUACGUCGGCCCCGUGCCCGCGGGGUCCCCGAUCCGCGUGACGGCCAACGAAUCGAUCCUGGCGACGGACCACUACGACGACGCGGCCGUCGCCCCCGGCAACCUCGACAUCGUCCUGGUGCCGGGUCCGGACCCGCUGGCGCGGUACCCGGCCGGCGCGCUGGACUGGCUGCGCAGGCAGGCGCAGACGCCCGGCGUGGAUGUCCUCAGCGUGUGCACGGGCAUCUUCGUCUGCGGCGAGGCCGGCCUCGUCAAGGGCAAGACGGUGUGCGGGCCUAGGCCCAUGCAGGACAUGAUUCGGCAGAGGGGCUUCGGCGAGAGGGAGCUGGUCGGCGAUAGGUACCGCUGGGUGCAGGAUGGGAAUUUUUGGUCUGCUGGCGGCGUAACCAACGGCAACGACCUCGUGGCAGCGUACUGCCGCGCCACGCCGCGACAUUUCCCUCGGUCGACGGCGGAGAUAGCUAUCACGACCAUGGAUCUGGGAGAUCGUGGACGGGAGUAUCCAGUCGAUAUCCCCCUCCAGGACAAGAUCAAUUAUUGGGUGAGGGAGGCAGAGGCUCUUGUCGCUAAGAAAUGA
Messenger RNA from Daldinia caldariorum, 825 nucleotides. RefSeq names its product class I glutamine amidotransferase-like protein. Lineage: Eukaryota; Fungi; Ascomycota; Sordariomycetes; Xylariales; Hypoxylaceae. The record is from RefSeq and is a predicted model, not a curated record. Bases 1 to 825 code for a protein of 274 amino acids. The transcript is spliced from 4 exons.